AUGCGUCAAGGCUUGCUUCUUGUGGUGCUCGCCACCGUGCUGGUGCUGGCUCGUGCCGCUACCCAGCAGUGCACCUCGUGGGAAAAUGUCGUGAUCGGCGGCAGUGACCUGCAACAUGCCGAGCUUGUUGCCUCGCCCGGCCAGUGCUGCGACCUCUGCUAUGCCAACGCCGACUGCACCAUCUAUACCUGGAAUGCCACGUCCAAGACCUGCAUUCUCAAGAACAAGCAGUCCGACAGCACCUCGGCGUACGGUGUCACUUCGGGCACGACGAACGACCGCACCAUCUGGUCUCCCUGCAUGGGCGCCUCCAGCUCCUACCCGUUUUGCGACACCAAGCUCUCCGUGGAUGACCGUUUGAAGGACCUCGUUAGCCGCGUGAGCACCGCCGAUGCCGCCACCCAGCUCCGAGCCCGUGAGUCAGCGCAGAUCGACAACAUUGGUCUGCCGGCUUACUACUGGGGCACCAACGCCAUUCACGGCAUGCAAAACACCGCCUGCCUGGCCGAUGGCCAAUGCCCUACCUCCUUCCCCGCCCCCAACGGCCUCUCGGCCACCUUCAACUACAGCUUGGUCAAGGACAUGGGCCGCAUCAUUGGUCGCGAGCUCCGCGCUUACUACAACACCAAGUUCCACAACGGCCUUGAUACCUGGAGCCCCACCAUCAACCCCAGCCGUGACCCCCGUUGGGGCCGCAACGUUGAGUCCCCUGGCGAGUCCCCCUUUGUCUGUGGCCAAUACGGCGCAGCCUACACGGAAGGCCUUCAGAACGGUGACGACAAGGACUACACGCAGGCCGUCGUCACCCUCAAGCACUGGGUGGCCUACUCGGUUGAGGACUACGACAACGUCACCCGCUACGAAUACAAUGCCAUCGUGUCCGAGUACGAUCUCAUGGACACCUACUUUCCCGGUUGGGAGUACGUGGUCAAGAACGCCAAGCCCCUCGGCGUCAUGUGCUCUUACAACAGCCUCAACGGCGUUCCCACCUGCGGUAACCCGGCGCUCACGGCUUACUUGCGCGAGGAUUGGGGUUUCGAGGGCUACAUCACCUCCGACUCUGACUCGAUCCAUUGCAUCUGGGCCGAUCAUCACUACGAGUCCAACGCCGUCCUCGCCACCCGCGAUGGUCUUCUCGGUGGUUGCGACAUUGAUUCGGGUGACACUUAUGCCGAUAACCUCGAGGCCGCCGUCAACCAAAGCCUUGUCAAUCGCUCGGCCGUCGAUGCCGCCCUCACCAACUCGUACCGCAUGCGCUUCAACCUGGGCCUCUUUGACCCCAACGUCACCAACGCCUACGAUCGCAUCUCAGCCGAUGAAGUUGGCAUGAGCUCAUCCCAAGAGACCUCCCUUCUCGCCGCCCGCAAGAGCAUGACUCUUCUUAAGAAUGAUGGGCAGACGCUGCCUUUUGCCACUGGCAAGAAGGUGGCCGUCAUUGGCAAGAGCAGCAACUCGGCCGAGGACAUUCUCGGCAACUACGUUGGGCCCAUCUGCCCCAGCGGUGCCUUUGAUUGCGUUCAGACCCUGUAUCAGGGCGUGGCUGCUGCCAACCAGGGUGGCGCCACCACGCUCUCCGACGACGUUGCCGACAUCAACACAGCCAUCCAGCUGGCCAUGGACGCCGACCAGGUCGUGCUGACCAUCAGCAACUACGGCCAGGCUGGUGAGGGCAAGGAUCGCACCUACAUUGGCCUCGAUACCGACCAACAGGAGCUCGUUGCUGCCGUUCUCAAGGUGGGCAAGCCCACGGCCAUUGUGAUGUUGAACGGUGGCUUGAUCUCGCUGGACUGGAUCAAGGACGAGGCUCAGGCCAUCCUGGUGGCUUUUGCCCCUGGCGUGCACGGCGGCCAGGCCGUGGCCGAAACCAUUUUUGGCGCCAACAACCCCGGUGGCAAGCUGCCCGUCACCAUGUACGCCAGUGACUACGUGAACGAUGUUGACUUUUUGAACAUGUCCAUGCAAGCCGUGGCCGUCCUUCAUCUCAUGAACGUAAACGGGGAACGUGAUGACACAGGCCCGGGUCGCUCGUACAAAUAUUACACGGGCGAGCCCCUGUAUCCCUUUGCAUACGGUCUGUCGUACACCACGUUCAACCUGAGCUGGUCACCUGCACCGCCCAUGACAACGUUCACAAGCACGCUCCGCUCAACCACGUACACGGCAACCGUGACCAACACGGGAUCGGUGGGUGGUGAUGAGGUGGUGUUUGCCUUCUACAAGCCCAAAUCCGAGUCCCUCAAGACGCUGCCCGUGGGCAACCCCGUUCCAAUCAAGGAGAUCUUUGGCUUCCAACGCGUAGCCCUGGGCCCCGGCCAGUCCACUCAAGUGACCUUUGAGCUGAAUGCGGAGACGUUGGCACAGGUGACGCUUGAUGGUCACCGCGAGCUCCACAGCGGCGAGUUUGAGAUUGAGCUGACCCGUGGUCACGGCGAGGUCCUCACCGGCACUGCCGUGGUGGAUGUGGCCCAGCCCGAGCGCCUUGCCACCUUCCGCAAGUGGUGGUAA
Molecule: messenger RNA, 2505 nt
Organism: Monosiga brevicollis MX1
Lineage: Eukaryota; Choanoflagellata; Craspedida; Salpingoecidae
Exons: 5
Coding region: 1-2505 (834 amino acids)
Biological process (GO): proteolysis; xylan catabolic process; arabinan catabolic process
Cellular component (GO): plant-type cell wall; extracellular region
Molecular function (GO): xylan 1,4-beta-xylosidase activity; protein binding; alpha-L-arabinofuranosidase activity
Source: RefSeq, a predicted model, not a curated record